Messenger RNA from Pichia membranifaciens NRRL Y-2026, 1266 nucleotides. RefSeq lists its product as hypothetical. NCBI's taxonomy places the organism in Eukaryota, Fungi, Ascomycota, Pichiomycetes, Pichiales, Pichiaceae. Gene Ontology annotation, molecular function: L-aspartate:2-oxoglutarate transaminase activity; pyridoxal phosphate binding. The coding region runs from base 1 to 1266 and encodes 421 amino acids. Gene Ontology annotation, cellular component: cytosol. The record is from RefSeq and is a predicted model, not a curated record. The transcript has a single exon. Gene Ontology annotation, biological process: L-aspartate biosynthetic process.
AUGACGAGAGGAUUCUACAGCAGCACCAUUGCACAGCUCCCACCGGACCCUAUGUUCGGGCUCAAGGCCCGGUACCAGAAAGACCCAAGAGACAAGAAAGUCGACUUGGGCAUUGGCGCCUACCGUGACGACAGCGGCAAGCCAUGGAUCUUGCCGUCUGUGAGGUUGGCAGAGAACUUGGUACAGAACGCGACGGACUACAACCACGAGUACCUCCCGAUUGGCGGGUUGCCAGCGUUCACGGCUGCCGCGGCCAAGGUGAUCUUGGGCAAGGACUCGCCGGCCAUCGCUGAGCACAGAGUCGUGUCCACACAGAGCUUGUCUGGUACGGGUGCUCUCCACCUCGCCGGGGAGUUCUUGAGGGACCACUACAAGUCUGCCGGCGAGACUGCGGGCGAGACUGCGCCACCACUGGUGUACUGCUCCAACCCUACGUGGGGCAACCACUUCCAGGUGUUUGGCAUCGUCGGCGUGCCAACGGCCAAGUAUCCGUACUGGGACGAUGCCAGCAAGUCCCUCGACCUGGAGGGCUUCCUCAAGAGCAUCCGCGAGGCUCCGGCGGGCUCCGUGUUUUUGCUCCAUGCCACAGCACACAACCCAACGGGUAUGGACCCAACUCCUGAACAGUGGAAAAAGAUUUUGAAGGCCAUUUCGGACCACGGCCACCUGCCGCUCUUCGACUCGGCCUACCAGGGCUUCUCGAGCGGCUCGCUUGAAAAGGACGCCUGGGCCGUCAGAGAGGGUGUCCACAACAAGGAGUACAGCUUCCCCGGUGUCCUCAUCUGCCAGUCCUUUGCCAAGAACGUCGGCAUGUACGGUGAGAGAGUUGGCGCUGUCCACCUUGUGCUACCCGAGCACGACGCAACCCUCAACAGCGCUAUCACCUCGCAGCUGGCCAAGAUCGUGCGCUCAGAGAUUUCCAAUCCACCGGGCUACGGUGCCAAGGUUGUCUCCAAGAUCCUUACCACCCCUGAGCUUUACAAGCAGUGGGAACAGGACCUCAUCACGAUGUCCUCGAGAAUCAGCUCCAUGAGAGAGCAGCUUGUGCAGGAGCUUGAGAGAUUGAACACCCCAGGUUCCUGGCGCCACAUCACCCGCCAGCAGGGAAUGUUUUCUUUUACCGGCUUGACUCCCCCACAGGUCGCCCAGCUCGAGAAAGACUACGGCAUAUAUCUUCUCCCAAGCGGCAGAGCCAGUAUCGCAGGCCUUAACCCAUCCAACGUCAACCUCGUGGCCCAGGCCAUUGACAAAGUCGUCAGAAACUGA